GAUUCGGGCGCCAGGGGCGGGAGAAGGCGCUUGAGAGCGCUGAGGGAAGGUUCCCCCUCGCUUCUCACCUCCUCGGCAGAGAGGCUCUUCGGGACUUCGUCCUCCGUCGGGUUGGAUUCCGGGCAGCUUCCUCUCAGCUCCGUCUCCGCCAGGCACCAGGGUGAGGGGCCAGAGCGAGAGUGAACAUGUCGCUGGCUUCCUGGUUCGGGUGGAAUGAACCCCCCAGUCGCAUUUCUCAGAGGAGCCCAACAGAAAUGGUGGUGGAAACUCUUAUGAUGGAACUCAGCUGGCAGAUCAAGGAAGCUGAGAAGCAGCAGCGGGAACGAGAGAACGAGUACCGCAAGAUAAAGACGGGUGUUGACUAUGGGUGGCUAGUUAGCUACCCCAAGCACAGCUACGAUAUCAGUCCAGGGGAGCGUCUGCAGCUGGAGGAUAUGUGCUCCAAAAUACAUCCCUCCUACUGUGGGCCCGUCAUUAUUAGAUUUCGGCAGCUUGUUUCUGAAUAUGAACCAGAGGUCUCUGAAGUUUCUCGGCUUUUUCGUUCUGUUCUCCAAGAAGCCAUGGAGAAGAGCAAAGAGGAAGAAGAGGCAAAGAAGCUUGCAAGGCAAUGGAACACAAAGCACAAAACCAGCCUCUCUCUCAUGACAUUCAAGUCCCGGGCCAGGAUUCUGCCCUUCAGUAGUGACAUCAAGACCAUUUCGGAAGAUGUUGAGAGGGGCACUGAUCCAGCCAGAAGGGCAUGGAGCAUGCCUGAAUUCAGGAGCACCAAGGACUACUGACUCUAUUUAUAACACUCAGAUUUUGGGAACAGACCAUCUUAUUUAUGUAUUUACUUAUUCAUUUUUGUGUGACUCUUUUUCCUAUGUCCUGUUGUCCCUUCUUUCUUUGUUCUGUGGAGAGUUCACACUGAAUGCUUCUUGGGCUUCUUUUAACCCAUGCACCUCUCUGUGUGUUCCCGUUUUCAUAUGGACUGGCCUCUUAAUAUAAACAGCCAGCUUGGUGCACUAUGGGAUGUGUGACAAACUCCAAACCACUCAACCUAUUUUGCUUUAAACCAAAAGAGAAGCCCAGAAAGUAGCCAGAAAGUAGUUGUGAAAAUCAGCCCCAUGCUUCUGUUUUACCCUCUUUUAUAAACAUCUCUCUUUCUUUUUCUCUCCUGAUGCCCACAGUACUGCAACUGAUGUACAUACUCUCUGGACCACACGCCAUAUCAACCCCAGCCAAACACUGAGCAGCAUAUCAAAGGGUCCACAAACACAAUUGCCAUGCAGCAGAUAGUUAACACAAAAUAGGGUAGAAGGGGAUUUCUGACAAAAACGAGUUAUUUGUCCCUUGUCUGGAAAAAAAUCAGUCCAGUGAAUAUGAUUAGUAUUUGCUAUUGCUAUUGGUCCACAAACAUAAUUGAUUACCCCCUGCCCCCAAUUUGUAUUGUGCUUCUUUUACAUUGAAAUGAAUGGGGUGGAAUUAUGUAAUGAGAACAUAAUUUACGCCCUUAUGUAUGUAAGUAAGUCCUUCUGCCACAAUGGACAGCGAGACAAAGUAAUAUAGCUUUUGGUGGCAUAUGAAUUGCAGUGGAAUGGAAGCUAAGCCUGAUUGGCUACGAUGGGCUACCAAGACCAGCCAAUAUCAAGGUGACCCCUAAGCAUGUUUUUACUCUUUGGGGGCUUUCUGUCCUCAGAAAGCUGUCAUUGCAUGAUUCUAACUAGGCAUAUGCCCCAUCUUAUAAUUGGCCACUUCUGUGUAGACAUGAAAAAUGGGCCCUAUUCUUGGGGUAGGGAGGGAUUAAGAUACCCAUGCAGACACUUCAGUGCUAUUGAUCAUGAGGCUGUACUAUGGAGGGCUUGUGCAAGUGUCUCUGUUUCUUUUUGCCGGUAGCUCUUUAAAGCUAGAAAGAGCUGCUGGCUGUAAUGCCAGGAGGAGAAGCGCUUUGAUGUGCUGUUUCCAUGGUGCAGCUCUAAAGCAGCUGCUGUCACAUUUCAAAUCAGAAUUGGAAAUGUAUUUGAGCUUGUGCAGGAGAACUUUCAGCUGGAUGGUGUUUUUCUUCUCCAUGAGAAGGAAACGUGCUUAUGUUUUCUGAAUGUCAGACACUGUUAUGCAUGAAAUAUGCCCAGUCUGUCUACCUCUGGAUGACAAAUUGCAACCCUGGCAAGAAAGGGCUGGGAUUAUUUGUGAGUAGUUUAAGAUAAAUCCAGAGGAUAACUUUUGAAGAUAGGUCCUUAGCUUAUAGCAACAUAUCUGCUUGGGCCUGACUAUGUAUCUGUACACAAGGCACAAUCCAGACAAAGUUGAAUUCUUUUCAGUUCGUUUAGUUUAAUGCAGAAAUACUUGGAAGCAGGUAUAAAUUUUCUAUUAGAAUGACUGGCUGGCUCAUGCCAUACUAUCUUGUGUAAAUGGUACAAUAGGUUAAUUGACAAAAGAAGCUGCUUAUUUGGCUGUGUUCCACUGGAAACUAAGACUGAGAAUUGACUCUUGAUAUCUGAGCCACCUCAUGAGAAGAGAAGAAUCCUUGGAAAAGACCUUGAUGUUGGGAAAGAUGGAGGGCACUAGGAGAAGGGGACGACAGAGGACGAGAUGGUUGGACAGUGUUCUCGAAGCUACGAACAUGAGUUUGACCAAACUGCGGGAGGCAGUAGAAGACAGGAGUGCCUGGCGUGCUAUGGUCCAUGGGGUCACGAAGAGUCUGACACGACUAAACAACAAACAACAUCUGAGCUAGCUGGUUUCUGAGUUGUGAUUGCUUCCAGGCAACUCUUGUAAGUGAAUGGAGUACUUAAAGGUUCAGAGGAUUUUGUGUUUCAUACUGUAUGCCACUGCCACCUGGACCCUUCAAUUUUUGCUAAGAUUUCUCCUGGAGUGAUUUUGCUAGCUUUUGGGAUCUAUCAUCUAUCUAUCUAUCUAUCUAUCUAUCUAUCUAUCUAUCUAUCUAUCUAUCUAUCUAUCUAUCUAUCUAUCACACACAAACCCACGCAAGAUGGAAAAUUGUGGAUGCACUGUACUAAAGAAUUCACUCUCUCUCUCACACACAAACUUUUCUGAAGACACCAGCAAACUGCAUUAUUUUAAUAUGAAGCAAACUCAGGGUUUCCAAAUCCCAGAUCCAGUUUGAGCUGGACCAUUUAAACUUAGUAGCAGAGACCCAAAAUAUUUUGACAAUUGUACAACUACCAUGCCACUUUCUACACCUAUGAAUAUUUAUUUAUGGAAUUUGUAUACUGCUUUUCCUACGUGAAAAAGAAACUAUGUUUUUAAAAAUACUAAUGUAAGGGCUAACGGUAUUAGCUCU
Molecule: messenger RNA, 3283 nt
Organism: Zootoca vivipara (common lizard)
Lineage: Eukaryota; Metazoa; Chordata; Lepidosauria; Squamata; Lacertidae
Gene: RD3
Product: RD3 regulator of GUCY2D
Biological process (GO): retina development in camera-type eye
Source: RefSeq, a predicted model, not a curated record